Molecule: messenger RNA, 1435 nt
Organism: Anguilla rostrata (American eel)
Lineage: Eukaryota; Metazoa; Chordata; Actinopteri; Anguilliformes; Anguillidae
Product: NF-kappa-B inhibitor alpha-like
Exons: 6
Coding region: 54-992 (312 amino acids)
Biological process (GO): toll-like receptor 4 signaling pathway; cellular response to tumor necrosis factor
Cellular component (GO): cytosol
Molecular function (GO): NF-kappaB binding
Source: RefSeq, a predicted model, not a curated record
UGCGUUGCCAGCGUUUCACUCUGUGGCUCAGCACUGCGACAAACGAACUCAGAAUGGAUGUCCAUCGAGUGUACAACACCAACCAAAUGGAUUAUGAUAUUAAUCAUGCGAAUUCCAAACAUGAUAAAAUGUUGCCCUGCAACGAAGACCGCGUCGAUAGCGGAUUGGACUCCCUAAAAGAAGAGGAAUAUAACAGUAUUGUGAAACAUAUGGAAAGUAUGAAUAUGGAAACGAGAACUGCAAACGACAUCGACGACGAACCAUGGAAAAAAGAAGUUACAGAGGACGGAGACACGUUUCUCCAUCUGGCCAUUAUUCACGAAGCUACUGAGGAGACGAUUCAGAUGAUUAAUCAGUCACGCGGGGACCCGUUCCUCAACAUACAGAACAAUCAGAGACAGACCGCCCUGCAUUUGGCAGUGAUCAUGGAACAGCCCCAAGUGGUGGAGAGGCUACUAAAGGCUGGCUGUGAUCCUCGGCUGGUGGAUGACUCAGGAAACACCGCACUUCACAUCGCCUGCAAGAGUGGGUCUCUGUCUUCCUUUGGCGUGCUGACCCAAGUCUGUCCCACUUACUUGCCUUCUAUCCUCACAACUCCAAAUUACAGUGGUCUCAACUGCCUCCACCUAGCCUGCAUCCAUAGCUUCCUCUCAUUGGUGGAAAGCCUCCUUAGCCUUGGAGCAGAAAUUGAUGCACAGGAGCAGUGCAAUGGACGCACCGCCCUCCAUCUGGCUGUGGACCUCCAGAACCUUGAGUUAGUUCGGCUGCUGGUCGCCAAGGGUGCCGACGUGAACAGCCUGACCUAUGGCGGGUACUCACCAUACCACCUGACCUAUGGACGGCAGAAUACUGAGAUCCAGCUGCAGCUGUAUGCCCUGACUUCUCAGGACCUGCGGGACCUGCCCGAGAGCGAAUCAGAAGAUAGCGAUUGGGAAGUUCAGUCUGAGGACGAUCAGAUGUAUGAUGACAUUCGGGUGGUGGGACACAAAUAGGGUCGUCACAUGAGCCGUGCCCCCCCAACUUCCUCUAGUAAGCACAGUGGUACAGAACAAUAGAGGCUGCUAUUACAGACGGGCCUAGUUACCAGUGCCAGGACAAAGAAGGCCAAAGAUGGGCACAACCAAAGCUGAAGGCGGUGAAGAAAAAAAUGAAGAUUGCUUUGGAAGCUUUGGAAGAAUGAUGGAAUUGAUGAAGAACAAAAUCCAGAAUGAGUCAGAACAGUGAACCAGAAAGAUUCUAAAAGGCAUAACUCAAAGGAAAACCCAUAUUUACAAAAUACAAACUGGAUAUGAUGUACUAUAUUGUAUAUACAGAGAGAGAUUAUAUUUUUAUACUUGUAAACAUUUCACAAUUGUGUAUGACACUAGUGUAAGUAUUCAUUUAGCUCUAAUGUAGAUGACUGAAAACACCUAAAUUAAAAAUAUAAAUCAAAAUA